This is a messenger RNA of Fusarium venenatum, 891 nucleotides long. The record is from RefSeq and is a predicted model, not a curated record. Lineage: Eukaryota; Fungi; Ascomycota; Sordariomycetes; Hypocreales; Nectriaceae.
AUGGACCGAGGUUUAAUCGGAUAUACGACUACAAACGGAACAGGUAUCACAGCCCACUCCAUGAUUCUCUUCCACACUAAUCUCCUGGUCCAGCAACAUCUUUCACAUGCCCUGAUGGGUUCCCAUUUCGUACAGGGCUACUCUGGUGCCUGGGGAUGCGAUGGCCCAUGCACCUCAAUUGAGGUCUACAGGUUCUACAACAAUGGAUUUGGAACAGGCCGCCAAUGGUUGAUUAGUUGCGAACAGUUUCUUGAGUUUCCUCAAGGGGUCAGUACUGUAUUUAUGGAAUCACCUAGGAGUUGGGCGACUACAAGUGCAGAGUCUACUACGACAAGCGAGGCAUCGGCCACUGAAACGGAAGAUAGUUCGGCCAUCGAGUCCGAGUCCAGCAUCGCUCCGAUGAUUGCGUCUCGUCCUUUCAAGGCUUCCGAAACCAGCAACAUAACCCCGACAGAAGUUGUAACCAAUAACAAGGGGCCUGAUGCUGGUGUUAUUGCUGGCGCCGUUGUUGGAUCACUGGUUGGCUUGGCCGUUAUCAUCGGCUUUAUUAUUAUGGCUUUUCGCAUGGAGAAGAAGAAUGAAAAAGAUGGUCAAAAUCGAGGACGGUAUUUUACAAACAUCUUUCCUCGCCUGACUAUCUCCUGGACAACACGGGAUUCCAAAGAAGCUGCCCCGACAGUCUAUCCCAUCGAUACAAGUAACAACCAGCCGGGGCUCAUACCUACGGUAGAAGAUAUGGAUCACAAUCUUCCACCAACCUACAUCUAUGGGUCGACCAGAACAGAGUUGGCGACGGCUACAGAACAGAAUGAACAACAACAUCUUGCUUCGGAACUGGAGUCUCAACAGGUAAUUGAUCAGAAUCGGGUAUCUGAGCUCCCCUCUGCUUAG